Molecule: messenger RNA, 7740 nt
Organism: Cuculus canorus (common cuckoo)
Lineage: Eukaryota; Metazoa; Chordata; Aves; Cuculiformes; Cuculidae
Gene: CAPN6
Product: calpain 6
Exons: 15
Coding region: 441-2375 (644 amino acids)
Biological process (GO): proteolysis
Cellular component (GO): cytoplasm
Molecular function (GO): calcium-dependent cysteine-type endopeptidase activity
Source: RefSeq, a predicted model, not a curated record
GUCACAGUUACAGCUGCAAUCCCAGCUAAGGAACAGUUUACCCAGAGUAAACAAGGCUCUGCGUUUUGGGUCAGCUCGGAAGGUUUCCUGGUGUCCCAGUGACUCGUCCCCGAAGGGUCAUCCCGAAACACACCCCUCUGGUGAAGGGAUCUUGGUACAGUCCAAAGAGUUCCAGGUUAAGAAGCUGAGGGGAUCUUUGUUGCCAGGAAUCACUCUGGAAUUUGAAGUGCCUCAGAGCAGGAACAGACCUCAGCCAGCUGAAAACACCCCUGACCAUUAGUCCUACAAAUUCAGCCUCCUCCUGCCUGUGCCACAUGGACUCCAUCCCCCUUGGAAAUAAUCACCAAUAAUCCAAGGAAGGGGAGAUACAUCUCUAACCUGUGUCAGGAAGGAAGAGGAGAGGAACUGACGCGCAGGAGCAUUCCAAACAACAGAAAGAUAUGUCUUCAUCAGUGCGACUCUUCAGAGAUCAGAAUUACCACGAGCUGAAAGGGCAGUGUAUCCAGCAGAGACGGCUCUUUGAAGAUCCUGAGUUUCCAGCGUCAGAUGAGUCUGUUUUCUAUCAGUCAGCACCACCAAGGAAAGUUGAAUGGAAGCGCCCAAAGGACCUCUGUGAAGAUCCCUACCUGUUUGUGAAUGGAAUCAGCUCUCAUGACUUACACCAAGGCACACUGGGGAACUGCUGGUUUGUAGCUGCAUGCUCUUGCUUGGCUCUGAGGAAGACCCUCUGGCAGCAGGUGAUUCCAGACUUUAAUGAGCAAGAAUGGGACCCUAAAAACCCAGAGAAAUAUGCUGGGAUUUUCCGUUUCCGUUUCUGGUGCUUUGGAGAAUGGACAGAGGUGGUUGUUGAUGAUCUGCUGCCAACAAUGGACGGGAGGUUGAUCUACUGCCAUUCCAAUGUGAAAAAUGAAUUCUGGAGUGCAUUACUGGAGAAAGCUUAUGCAAAGCUGGCUGGAUCUUAUGAAGCCCUAGAUGGAGGCAGCGCUGCAGAUGCAAUUGUGGAUUUCACUGGAGCAGUGGCAGAAUCUAUUGAUUUGGCACAGGGCAAGUAUGGUGAGAUUAUCUCUGAGCAGAUGAAGCUGUUUGAAGACUUGCUGAAAGUGCAUAAAAGAGGAGGGCUGAUCAGCUGUUCCAUUACGGCUUCCUCUGGCAUUCCCAAUGAAGCGGAGACAGAGACAGGACUUAUCAUCGGUCAUGCCUACUCAGUUACUGCAAUUCGGAAGCUGCGCCUUGGAGAAAGGCUCAUAUUCUCUUUUAAGGCAGAAAAGCUGUUCAUGAUCAGGCUGAGGAAUCCCUGGGGAAAAAGAGAGUGGAAUGGUGCCUGGAGCGACAAUUCUGAGGAGUGGAAGAAAGUUAGCACUUCGGAACGUAAGAGCCUGGGACUCACUCUUGAGAAUGAUGGAGAGUUCUGGAUGACGUUUGAGGACUGGUGUAAGAAUUUUACUGAUGUGGACAUCUGCCGGAUUGUGAAUACCUCCUACUUCAGUAUCCACAAGACCUGGGAGAAGAAAAUGAUGCAUGGGGCUUGGACAAAGAAUUCAGAGCCCUUGCUAAAUCGCUCUGGUGGAUGCUUUGAUAACAAAGAGACCUUCCUUCAAAAUCCCCAGUACAUCUUUGAUGUUAAGAAGACUGAGGACAAAGUCUUGGUCUCAUUACAACAGGAGGAUCGCCGCAAAUACAAGAAAGAAAGGAAAGGAGACAACAUCCCGAUUGGCUUUGAAAUACUCAAGGUGGAGGACAACAGAAGGUAUCGACUGCACAAGCUGACUGUGCAGGAGAGAGUGGCCACAUCUCUGUACAUCAACACACGCACUGUGUUCUUGAAGAGGAUCCUUAAGCAAGGCCGCUAUGUCCUUAUCCCAACUACAUAUCAUCCUGGCAUCAUUACAAAGUUCAUCCUGAGACUCUUCACAGAUGUGCCAUCAAAACUCAGGGAGCUGAGGGCAGAUAAGCCUAAAAUGACAUGUUGGAAUCUUCUUUGCGGCUAUCCACGCAGAGUCACCCAAAUCAAAGUUCACUCUGCAGAGGGCUUACAGAUGCAAGACAGAUCAGGCGGGGCAGAUCCCUAUGUACUGAUCAAGUGUGAGAAUCAAAGCGUGCGCUCCCCUGUGCAACACAAUACCACCAGUGCCAUCUUUGACACCCAAGUAAUUUUCUACAGAAAGAAGAUCGACAGCCCUAUCAUUGUCCAGGUCUGGAACAGCAACAUCUUGUGUGACCAGUUCCUCGGACAGGCGGUGCUGACAGCUUCACCCAACGACCCCAGAGAACAGCAGACUCUGCAGCUCCAAGGGAGAGGAAGCGGAGAAGCAGUCGAGGUGCCAGGUCGCAUCACCAUCAAGGUUUUUUCCAGCGAUGACCUCGUGGAGCUAUGAAUACCAAAGCCCUGCAGAGCCAGACAGAGCUGUCACCUCGCAGCAGGGGGGCUUGUCUGUGCUUUCUGUGUGAAUGACUCGGGAGCAAAGGUUGCACAUAAUCAUAAUCGCUUUAAAAGGAAAAAGCCCUCUAACUCUCCACAUUAUCAUGGAUAAUGGGGAGAGAGGCUUUUAUAGAGGGAAGAAUACACAUUUAUACAUAUAUAUAUGUUCCUGAUGCAGCAAAUACAGUAGAAGAGGGGCCAAACUGAAUGUUAGCAGAUAAGCUCAUUAAGAUGUGACCAUCUUCCCCCACAGCAUCUUUAAGGAGCUCUCGUCACAUAAGCUGGAAGCAAAUGUGACUGUUCUCACAGGUUCCCAGCACAUCGUCAUCUGUUCUUAGCAGCGGUACUGGAUGCAGGCAGGAUGGCUGCAUCUCCGUGGUCACAUACCAGCAGGUUCGUGGGGUGGCAAGCACGAGGUGGAUUCACAUGGCUCGCUCCUUGUCCACUGCAAGGCUGUAUUUAGGACGGGGAUUUUUUUUAAGCUUUGACUGGAAUUCUUAUCCAUAUGAUAUGAAAUUAUUGAUGAAUUUCAUUGUUACUGCUACAGGUCAAAUGUUUCUGUCCUUGGAAAAAAUGUCAUUAUUCAAGUUCAGUCCUAGGUCAUAGCCUUAAGACCAGGCAUGCCAGGGCAACAUUAAAACAGAAGGGCAGGUCUUGCAGUGCCUAUUUAAACACUACAGCAAAUAACAGUGUUGCCUGCAUAAAGGAUUUCAAAAUGACUCUCUUACUCUUCUACUCUCCACCUCAAGCUGACUCCCAAGUUGAUAUGUCUGGCGAAGAGAAAGGCACCUCUGUGGUUUUGCUCAGAGGACAAAUUCAAUAAUGGGAGCCUCCUUGCUAAGGAGGCUUUGUUUAAUCUACAUGAUGCUAAAAAUGAAGCGAUGCUCCCUUUGCUUCAUUAGAUAUGAUGGGUAGCACCAAAGUGAGAGAGCACAAAAUUAGCUUGCAGCAAGGAUAGGUUUGUAAAACAAAAUGCUGUGCCCUGGAAGGUAUGAGGUUUCACUCAAUAUUUUGUAUCUGUUUAUUGCUGGCAGAGGUGAUGUUUUUGUUGAACUUCAACUUGGGGUAUAAUGAAGGACACGUAUCCUUUCACUUUUUCUUCAAAGCAGGGUUGGUACAAACUUUCUUUUAACUUUUGAGUAUAUUCCACCAGCAGGAUUUCCUCAUAGGCAUUUCAGUGUCGUCAUGCUGUGCAGUGAUACUGGCAGUGUUAGAGGCUCACUGUUCUAGAACUCUUGGAAAUGGGUUUUAUAUGGUUGCAAAUUCUGGUCUUGAAAGUGAAGCUGAAGGAUCACUGUUUGCCUUUUGUACAGCCAGGAAACUUGGAUUUCUGUGAACCACUUCAGCCAUUUGGGGUAAUUUUUAUAAUUUAUAAAAUGGCCUCGAGAAGAUUAAUGUUUCCACAAAAGGUUUUGAAGUCUCCUCAGGUGUCCAAAAGGAUCGCUACUUUCUCUGACAUAACGGAGGUGGAAUGUAAGGCUAUGAAUGGUAUUAUACCACCAUCAGCUUAGUUGCAUGUACCAAGUACCUAAAUCCAGCUUUCUUUUUAAACAGCGUGGGCUCAAACCAUUUUGCAUGCAGAGCAUUUGUCAGAUGUGAACUACACGCGGUUCACAGCCCCACAGGCAAGCGUAAUUCUCUGUAAACUCAUAGCUUCAGAGUUGCUUGUUCUCGGACAUAUUUAUAAACUGCAUUUUUUUUUUAAAAAAAAAAAGCAUGAACUUUCUUGUACAGGCCAGAAUUUCAGCAAGCCACACAGGGAUCUGCAGCUCGGUGUGGCUGUCCUAGCCCUGCACUAAGACCUGUUUGUCCUGCUUUUCCUUACACACUGUUUUAUGCCACGGUAGCUGCUUCUCAGUGGAGUGGCAAGUGGUGGCUGCAGCCUGUUGAUUCAUCUUCACCACAGGGGUGGAGAGCACUGUGCUGGCAUUUCAGCAUUAAAGCUCUGCACUGAAGCUCAUAGGGCAGCAAGGCAUGCAGGAGAGUAGACUGUGGCAGAGCAGAACACAUCAUGUCACUCCUAUGUUAGACUUUUCUCCAGGGGCUGUUCCCUAAGAGAUGGGUGCAGUAAGGAGGGGUUGACUUGGUCAGCUGAUUGAUUUGGGUCAGUGUUUAGCCUGAAGAAGGCUCCUCUCAGCGACAGCAACCAGUACAGCCAGGCUGCUCUCCCUUCUGUGGACUGAGGCAACUGGGAGGAGACUGGAGGCUUAUGUGUCCCUGCUCCGAUAUUUGCCUGAUCCAAGAGCUGGCUUGAGCUCAUUGAGGCCACAAAGUCAUCUCACCUCCGAGCUGGAUGGGGAGUCUCUUGGCUGUGUUCUUUGAACACCAUUUCAGCAUCAGCAUAAGGGUUGUCUCCAGCGUCAGCGGGGCAGAGAGAGUUUGACCAGCCGUUCUUUGUCAUGUGCAGCCUGGCAAGGAGGGAACUCAGGUUGGAGUGGGUAAAGGUGAUGAUUUUUAUGAUAAUUAUGUCAGCUCAAGACGUUCUCACAGUUCGUCUCCAUCAUGGGGGCAGAGGCCUGCUGAACACCAGCUGCAGACUGGGCUGGAAAUGGAGCUCUGUUGCUCUCAGUGUUGCCCUGAGGGAAUCGCAGUCCAGUGCUGGUAGCUGUGAGAGGCUCAGGCAUGCAGAAUGUCUUUACCUCUGCAUUUAUUAAUUUUUGGAAAUAGUUGUAGCAGGCAGAAUUCACCCUUCAGCAGGAGCUGAUCCAACCUGGGAACAUGUCUGGCUGUGCUGAUUUGCAGAUGCUUCUGGCUUCUCCUCCCACCCAAGCACAUGGGAGAUGGCAGCAAUCCCAAGGGAAGCCAAGGUAAGACCAGGCUGAAAGGGGCUUGCACUGCUGCCUGCAGGAGAGCCCAAGCCAGAUAGGGAAUGGUGCCUACUGCUCUGUGGGCUCUUUUCCCUGUUGUACAUCUUGCCAUGCACUGAAAGCAAAGCCAGGUCCAUAGGGUUUUGGUUUACAGGCAAGGUAGAUGCUAUAUUUUUGAGAUGAGCUUGCCUUUUCAGACAGACACAGGCAUUUAAGACCAGGUGUUACCAGAGCUGGGCAGUAUUUUUCACGAAUUAGUGGUAACUUGUGUGAAAAUGAAGAGUGUUUUUAUGGGGGCCUGCAUUUAUGUAUAUGCUUGGGCCACCUUCAGCAGAGAGUUUUGGCUUCCAAAAAUUAAAAGAGGGCAAUAGUUGGAAAAUGUUUCAUUUCAGCCUCUCUAUAUUUUUCAAUAUGAAGUAACUUAAAUAAAAGGUUAAAAAACCCAAAACCGUGUUCAGUAAUUUCUGAAAUGAAACAGCUGGUUUCAGAUAAAAGAAAUCGUUCUGGGAUGAACCCAAUUGACAUCAAUUAAGCUUGCUCAAGAAGAAAAAUGUAUCUCAGCUGUUCACUGAACAGUUCUCUCCCCCCCCCCCGCAUGCCUUUUACUUCCUACCUGUUUCCUACUUUUGCCACAUGAGUUCCCAGCUCAUUGUGGCCUCCAUCAUUCUGUAGCCUUCCUGGCUGUCCCUCACCCUUAUAAAGACCAAGCCUCAGGUCUGGGGACUCAUCCUGUCCCUGGCUGCGCAACAGCAGUGUCUCGGGAGCCCUGUUAGAUUUUACAGUGUAAUUCAGGCCCACUCCUCGGCCCCAGGCUGAAAAUUUUGUUUACUGAAAAUGCUGUUUAUUGUAAUAAAGCUCAUUUUUUGUCCUCACUUCUGCCUUCCCAUUCCUUUCACCUCUUCCCUCCACAGUGAUGAGCCCUCUGAGUCGCUGUGGCUGCCCACUGGCCCCAUUAGGCUUAGGCUGAUCCUUAUUUGUCUCCUUUGCAGGACUAAUGGAUGGACUUUGCUGAGCAUGGCACACAGCAGUGCUCUUGGCAGAAGAGCUCCACCUCACCCAUAUUUUUGCUGUUUGUCUCAACUAAAUCCUCUCUGUUUUGAAUUUUCACUCUAGGAGGCUGCAGGGAAGACAGAUAGCCUGACUCCCACACCAUCGUAUUCUGGUUGCGGUGCAGAGAGUGGUCCCAGAUGUUAAUGUUGAGUGGCCAGCACUGUAGCUUCCAGCCAGCAUUUUGAGUACUGUGUUGUCAUCUCUUCCAACUUCUGGGGCAAAAACGAUUGCUGGUACUGCCAGGUCAGUGCUGCUCAUAUUGGUAGGAGUUAUGAAGGCUGAAGGUCUCUCCCACUCCAAAAGAGUUGGCGUCAAGCCUGGCAUGGCUGGGCAGGCACUGUGCUAGGAGCCACAGCUCCUACCUUUGCACUGAGGCACUGGAGCGUGUCCAGAAAUGGGCAACGAGGGUGGAGAAAGGUCUGGAGCACACAGGUUAAGGGAGAGGCUGAGGGAAUGGGGCUUUUUAGCCUGGAGGAGGCUGAGGGGAGAACUCAUCGCUCUCUGCAGUCCUGAAAGGAGGUUGUGGUGAGGUGGGUGCUGGUCUCUUCUCCCAAGUAAUGAUAAGAUGAGAGGGAAUGGCCUCAAGCUGCACCAGGGAGAGGUUUAGAUUGGAUAUUGGGAAAAAUUGUCUUCACUGAAGGAGUUUGCAGCACUGGGACAAGUGCCCAGGGCAGUGGUGGAGCCCCCAGCCCUGGAGUGGUUUAAAAGUUGGGUGGGCAAGAUGCUGGGGGAUCUGGUUUAAUAACACACUGGUAUGGGUGGAUCUGGUUUAAUACGGCUGGAUCUCAGAGAGUAGUGGUCAAUGGCUAGAAGUCCAGAUGGAGAUCUGCAAUGAGUGGUGUCCCUCAGGGGUCCAUACUGGGACCAGUGCUGUUUAAUAUCUUCAUCAAUGAUAUAGACAGUGAGAUUGAGUGCAUCUUCAGCAAGUUUGCAGAUGACACCAAGCUGAGGGUGCAGUUACCACACUGGAAAGACGGGAUGGCAUCCAGAGAGACUGGGACAGGCUGGAGAAGUGGGUCUGUGUGAACCUCAUGAGGUUCAACAAGGUCAAGUGCAAGGUCCUACACCUGGGUUGGGGCAGUCCCUGGGUUCAACACAGGAUGUGGGAUGAUGUGAUGGAGAGCUGCCCUGCAGAGAAAGGCUUGGGCUGCUGGAUGAUGAGAAGCAUGACAUGAGCCGGCAAUGUGUGCUCGCAGCCCAGAAACCAACCAUGUCCUGGGCUGUAUCAAAAGAAGCAUGGCCAGCGGGGCGAGGGAGGGGACUCUGCCCCUCUGUUCCUCUCUUCUGAGACCUCAUCUGGAGUAUUGUGUCCAGUUCUGGAAUCCUCAACAUAAGAAGGAGAUGGAGCUGUUGGAAUGGGUCCAGAGGAGGCUACAAAGAUGAUCUGAGGGCUGGAGCACCUCCUGUAUGAGGACAGGCUGAGAGAGUUGGGGUUGUUCAGCCUGGAGAAGGCUCUGAGGAGAU